AGGCUGACAACUCUAAGUCUAAAUAUUGCUGUUACAUUGCACAACCUUCAAUGUUAUGUCAUAAUUAUGUAAAAUUCUGGCAUAUUCGCAACGAGCCAGGUGGCCCAAACUGUUGCAUAUACCCUUACUCUGCGUGCAAUGAACGCAAGAGAAGUAACACAAUUUCCCUAGUUAAUAUUACCUGCUAACAUUAAUUUAUUUUAACUAAAUAUGCAGGUUUAAAAAUAUAUACUUCUCAGUAUUGAUUUUAAGAAAGGCAUUGAUGUUUAUGGUUAGGUACAUUCGUGCAACGAUUGUGCUUUUUUCAUGAAUGCACUUUUGUUAAAUCAUCACCCGUUUGGCGAAGUAGGCUGUGAUUCGAUGAUAAAUUAAUAGGCACCGCAUUGAUUAUAUGCAACGCAGGACAAGCUAGUUAACCUAGUAAUAUCAUCAACCAUGUGUAGUUAACUGGUGAUUAUUUUAAGAUUGAUUGUUUUUUAUAAGAUAAGUUUAAUGCUAGCUAGCAACUUACCUUGGCUCCUUGCUGCACUCGCGUAACAGGGGUCCAGCCUGCCACGCAGUUUCCUCAUGGAAUGCAAGGUAAUCGGGCAUCCAAAAAUUCCGAUUACCGAUUGUUAUGAAAACUUGAAAUCGGCCAUGCGAUUAAUCGGUCUACCUCUAGUGUGUGUGUGUGUGUCAGGGUUUUCUAUUAGUAAAAUGUGGUGCCGGGCUUUUGACCGGCAGCAUUUUAAAUUACCGGACAUUUGUACCGGGCCCAUCUAUGUACCGGGCCCAUCUGCAUUGUAACCUGAUCAGGGUAUAUUCCCACGGUGCUCAGAAUGACAGAAAUCACAUUCAGAUUAUGGUAAUUCAUAUUAACAGAACAUGCAAGUCAAAGAUGCAACAAUGUGUCAUACUUCUUACUGAAUUCUGAUGCGCACUUUGAAGAUUCUAGAAUAACUGUCCACAUUGACUUUUCCUCAGACAACAAGACGAGUAACAAACAGCAAAAUAACUAGCCUGUCAGUCUACUAUCCCUCAUAGUAGAAACGUUCACCUAUUCUAUUAGUCAACUUGUGGAGAAGGAAAUAGCCUGUACCAAACAGACUGGGACAGUUGUGGGAAGAUAGAUCCCACAUUCAUACAACCAGUAGGACUAGUCUACAUCAAAAUAAAACGUUCAUAAAGCAACGAGGCUGAUGCAACAGAUCAGAACGUUUAGCUUGUUGAUAAAGGGCAAUAUGGAAGUCUUUAUAAAAUAACUGCUUCUGCUUUUGUAUGGUGGGAUUUUGACGAGGCUACUUUGAAGCAAGCGGUCCCAACAGUAAGCAGCGAGCACCGCGUCAUGUGAGCACCGCGUCGACCCUAAAGCCUUGACCUCUCACCCCUGACCCCGUGAGGUCACAGAUGGUGACUUCCUCCUCCUUCCUCCAUCCGGGUCUUCAACAACAGUCAGUGAGCAGUGUGUUGUUGGUGUGUGUGUUAUGUUCCGGCUGAACGCUCCAGCGGCACCCUGACCACCUCCUAACACCACCCACCGCCUUGGGCAUGCCUCAGCCGGGCAUGAAUGGGAUGGAGCCUGCGUUUGGCGAGGCGUAUGGGAGCCGUGGCUGUCUCCUCAGCCCCUACCCCCUGGCUGUCUCCCCUCUAGGGGGCAGGACCCAAUAUGACCAGAGCGUGCUCCUGAUGCUGGGCUCUCCAGCGACGCCGCGGAAACGGCCCUUCGAGUUGCUAAGCGACCUGGUGGACGACGGGGGCUUCGGCGAGGAGCUGCACGUGGAGCGCUGGGACGUGUCGGCGCUGGAUGACAUCACGCGGUACACCAAGCUGGGCCUUGGGGGGGAGCUAGCGAGCACCGAGGACGCCGUGCUGAUGGGCCGUUGGAGCGGGACCCGGGAGGAAGAGGAGGAGGAGGAGGAGAGGAGGAAGAGGAAGGCACAGGCCAUAGCUCAGCAGCAGACAUCACAUGUAACCACGAUGAUGGUAACACAUCUCCACGGAAACGGCAUCACGAUGACCCCCGACCCCUGUCUAGGCCACGCCCAGAGAGGCAGGGUGGUCAGAGAGGAGGUGGGACUUGAUGUUACCAUGGCGAUGGAAAGGGUGACAGAAAAAGGAGGACAGGAUGGGGGGAUGAGGGUUCCUACGGUGGAGGUGUACCAGGUGGCAGAGGAGGAGGUUGCCGCAGCUGUGUUGGCAGCGGCGGAAGCCGUUGCCGCAGUGACGGAGACGUCUGGGAUUCUUCCGGGGGUGUCAGUGUUGGAACACAACUACUCUCUGACCCAGGGGGGGGAUAGACCCUCGCCCUCCAGCCCCAGCUCUGAGACAGAGACAGAAGUAGAGGGGCAGGAAGAGGGAGAGAGGGAGGAGGAGGAGGAGGAGAGGGAAGAGCAAGAAGAGGUAUUGGUGGAGGAGGAAGAGGAGGAGGAGGAAGGGGAGGACGGAGCAGGGGAUGAGACUGCGGUGGAAGCAGAACUGUCCAGCUCGUCAGAAACAGAAUUUGAGGUGGAACCAGAGCGGGGGUGUGGUCCAGGGGAACGGCCCCAGAAGAGAAGGUGUUUCUGGGAGUACCGCCACGCUCACGCACGGGACUCUGGGAGACAGAAGAAGACGGGAGGGGAGGUCCGAUGGUCCCUCUCCUGGAGCUCUAGCACCCUACCUAGUACCCUAUACCGCAGAGAGGGAAAGAAGGGAAGGCGUAAAGCGAGGAAGACGGACGCCAGCGACCUGACCCCUAACCCCGUGAAGCUCACAAACAUCGGCGAACAGCUGCAGAAACUCAACGCCACCAUAGAUGGGAUGGGUCCUGUUAACGACCUGCCUGUUGUGGCCAGGGCACGCUCCCGCAAAGAGAAGAACAAACUAGCUUCCAGGGCCUGUCGGUUGAAGAAGAAAGCGCAACACGAAGCCAACAAGAUCAAGCUGUGGGGACUCAACCAGGAGUACGAGAACCUUUUGGGGGCGUUGCUGAGGAUCAAGGAGGUGAUUGGUCAGCGGGUGGAGCGCAGCGGAGAGGAGGUGGACAAAGAUGAACGAGGGAUGACCCAGAGACUGGAGGACAUACUGAAAGAGUCCAGCGGUCCUCUAGUUGCUGGACGGACCAAAGAGUUUGUCCAGAGAAUCCUGGAGGUGAGUGGAGGGGGGCUGACCAAGACUGGGGCCAAGGGCAAAGACACACAGACCCCCUCUGGACCAGGAGAGGAGACAGCUGUCUAAUGUACCCGUCAUCACCCAUAACCCCCCCCUGGACCGGGAGAGGGGACAGCUGCCUAAUGUACCCCCAUCACCCCCACUGGACCAGGAAAGGAGACAGCUGCCUAAUGUACCCCACAUCACCCCUGACCCCCCCCCCCCGGACCAGGAGAGGAGGAGACAACUGCCUAAUGGACUGACCAACACCACCAGCUCUCCUCCGACACCCCUCGGACACAGCCACCCACUCCUACCGUCCCCCACUACACUCUGUCAUCUGGAGAAUAGGUGGAUGGGGAAAGGGAUGGAGGGGGAUGGAGAAAGAGAUGGAGGGGGAUGGAGAAAGGGAUGGGGGGGAUGGAGGGGGAUGGAGAAAGAGAGGGAGGAGCAGAUGGAGGUGGGGGUUACAGGUCAACAGAGACUGAGGUUUGAGUUCAACCCUCCCCUCUGUUUCAGCUCUGUUUCCUUCUGUCUCUUCAGUAGGGCUCUGUAACACACUCUUCUUACCUUCAGCUAAUUACCAACACAGGCUAGCUGCUGACGGUGUGUGUGAGUCAGCUGAUCUGUGGCUGUGUGUGUGUAGUAUGAAUGUGUGGGGUUGGUUUAAUCUUUCCCUUCUUCAGUAAACUGUAUUGGUAUCCCAUUGUGCCUAUAUGAAUAGACAUUGCACUGUUUGUAGAUGAUAGAGAAGUUGGCAGGGGGUUGGCAUGAGGGUAGGGUAGGAAGAGAAGUGGGAGGGACGGGGGGGAGGGUCAUGUUCAGUAGGCCACAACGUUCCUUGGAAGGUUCAGAUAGAAAUGGACUGUAUGGAACAGACGUGCAUCUCUGACAUCUAGAGUAAGGAGUAAUGUCCUCUCUAUUCACAACAUUGCUAUCUGCAACGUUUGGCAGGUUUGGUUACACCCUCCUGGAAUCGACCCUGCUUGUAAAGAUCAGUGGGAUGAGCCUCUUUUGACCAGUGAGCAACGUAAUUGGUGCUUGCCACAGAGGGCAUAAAUGAGCACUUUGAUUCGUAGCUGUAUCCUGUCUAUUCCCCUUUGAGAAACACCUGGGUCCUGUUCAUCAGGCACCAAACGUAACUGGGAAGAUUACCUGGACUUCUCCAAUAAGAAACGCAAAUGUUUGUUUUUUCCAUUGCAAAACAUCUUAAAACGUUUUGUUGGGUGCCCUAAUGAACAUGACCCUGAAAAUGCAAGUUCCUUCUCUCAGAACGACCAGAGAACAGAGGAUGAACUGUGAUAACACCAAACAUCAAAGCAACUGUAGCAGCUAAGACUUGUGGAGCUUUCGUCACAGAGUUAGAAGGAAGAAAAAUUAACUUAAAAAAAAAAAGUAGCUAUUAAAUCCAACCGACCAAAGAUGACACGAACAGCUGACAUUUCAAAGAACUGAAAUGAAAGCUGAAAUGAAAGCUGAAGUGAUCAGCCCUUACCUAACCCUCUCACUCCUACUACUGCCAUUAUCCAAUCAUUGUAUCAUCAAUCUGAAGAUGGCGUUGAAUUGAUUAACAAAAAAAACGUUGAUCGUGUUAAUGAUUACCCUCACACAUCCUUUAUGAAAAGGACGCCUUUUGCUACCUGUAUUAUUGCCUGAAAGGUCGAUUUGAUACGUCAAUCAGACAUUCAUUAAAUCACUGUUAACAUUUAAAUCUGAGAGGAGUGUUGGGUAAGGCUAGCGUAUACAGGACAUGCCCAUAGAGAUGAAUAGAGGGCACACUUCCCAUUAAGUUAGGUGUUCUCUUUUUCCCAUCUCUAUGGAAGUGACAAAGCUCCUAUCGGUCUGCCUUUAGCGCUACAGCAUAACGCUGCCUGGGUGUUUGUGUUCAAUAUAAACAGAAAAGGGAUGCGUCUGUCCUCCACGCCUUCUCCACGCCUUCUGCUUCGUCUGACUCCUAAUGUGAACCUGUAGUGCACCUUCCUUUCUUAAAGGCAACAAGAGUCAACAGCUAUUGUGCUGGAGCGUUUUUGUUACAUUUGUCGUUAAAGUUGUUUGUGUUUUGUUGUUUUGUUUACUCACAAAGCCAUGCUCCCACAAAGUGGGGAUGGUCUUUUAACGACUAGAGAGGGUCUGAGUUCUGUUCUGCCCAUAGAGUUAGAAAGAGGGCCUAUCGGUUUUGUUUCUACAGCCCUCUUUCUAACUCUAUGGUGCUGCCUUUGUUGGCCAAGCCAAAGGUGGUCGGUCUUGUAGCAGAAGUCCGACGUGAUGCAGACCAGAGUACAUUGUGUUUUAAAGGCCCGUGAGUGUCGUUGGUCACGCCAGUCACAAAACCUAUUUGCACUGCGGUGGGUACAACCAAACACCUUCUAAAGAGUCAUGUAUCUGCACCUUUUUUUACACAGGAUUAUUGAUUGACAGCCUAUUUGUUGUAUUUGGUCAUGGUUUUCAACAACAGAAACUAUUGUUGUCUGGGUCUGUAAAUGGUGAAUAUGGUUUCUGGUUCAGUAUACUAUAGUAUACGGUGCUCUGGUGAAAUGUAACUUCUCACCUGAGCAACAACAUGGCAGAACAUCUUGCCAACGUUAAAAGGGCAAAGGGUGUUAACCUUGAAAGAGCAAUGUUGUGUUAACCUUGAAAGAGCAAUGUUGUGUUAACCUUGCAAUGGUUAACACAACCUUGCAAUGUUGUGUUAACCUUGAAAGAUCAAUGUUGUGUUGAAGUUGAAACUGUGUUAAAGGUCCAAUGCAGCCAUUUUAUCUUAAUAUCAAAUCAUUUCUGGGUGAAAAUGAAGUACCUGACUGUGAUUGUUUCCAGUUAAAAUGGUCAAAAAGAAACAAAACAAAGAUAGCUUCUUAGCAAAGAGCAAUUUCUCAAGCAAGAAUUUGGACAGACUGUCUGGGAGUGGUCUGAGUGGGGAGGGAAACUGACAACUAGCUGUUAUUGGCAGAGAGGGUUGGAACUCUUUCUUAUUGGUCUAUUAAGUAAUUUGCCGUCUGGUGAUGUCACCAGGCAGGCCAAAACUCCAUCCCACCAAAACAGGCUGACAUUUUCAAACAGCACUUACAAUAAAAGUGCAUUAUCAUAAUUUUGACAUAUUAACCAAAUCAAAUGUUAUUUGCCACAUGCACCGAAUACAACAGGUGUAGACCUUACUGUGAAAUACUUUGUUCAGCAGCUUUAUGGCUGGGGGAAGAAGCUGUUAAGGAGCCUUUUGGACCUAGACUUGGCGCUCCGGUACCGCUUGCUGUGCCGUUCAGUGGAAAUAUAUGUAAAACACAGGAAAUCAAAUUUUUGUCUGCACUGGGCCUUUAACGUUGAAAGGGAAAUGUUGUGUUUGAAGUGCCUACUAGAGCUAUGAGCCACAUAACCUACAGUACAGUAUGCCUGAACAAAACAACCUAGUAAUGAGCAUACCUACUGGGCACAGACUGGUUGAAUCAGCGUUGAAUUGACGUCUGUGCCCAGUGGGUAUUUACCUAACGAUGUACACAGUCAAAGCAACCAAACAAGAGAAGAAAUAAAUAAAUUUACGGCAGGACAAUUUCAGAGGUGGGAGUGACAGAUCACCAUGGCGAUGUUAAGCAAUACUGUUCUGUUUUUUCAAAGAGAACCAACCUUGAGAAACCGGGCUGCGUUCCAGAGCCAAUGUUCCAUAAAAACGUUCCAUUCUCACCUAUGGAAAUUCCAUCCUUUAGAACGCCCCACCAGCGUGCUAAAGGGUCAUUUACCUUAAACUAUUUGGCGCUCAGGUGCACCGGCUGCUGCUGCGGUGAUGGUCCUCAAAACUGAGGUGUGAAGAUACUUAGAAACACUGUUUCAAUACUUUAAAAAAAACAUCGUUCUCUUCCUUGACAUUAUCACUAAUAUGAUUUUCAAGGAGGAGAGAAAAGAAGGAAUGAAGCAUUUUUAAAAGUUUAAAACAGAGCAAGAGGACACAGGAUGGUUAUUACCCAGUACAAAACCGAAAAACUCCUUAUCAGGCUUCAAUCUGGAACGUUUUCGUGUAAUUUUGGUAGUCCUGAACGCAGCCCGGAGCACUGUAAGGGAACACGAUGCCAAAGACAGAUGGUGGCUGGAUUAAAAGAAGAUACACUGGAGAGGACGACCAAAUGGACAGUCAGGUCUGACAUUACGUUGAGGCACUGUCCUUUUACUAGGAGACAGACCUCUUCCAAAUCGCCCAAAACAACACAAUGCUCUGAAUGUUUUUUUACGUUACUCAUAAUGUGUAUCAUGAUGAAUCCACAAACACCCGUUGAGAUUUGAGCUCAGAGUGGCUAGUAUGAUAAUCAUCAUCUCUUUUAGGGGUGAAUAGUAACUACCACGUAAGUUACAUUUUCCCAUUGAUUUCAAUACAUGACUAAGUGAAAAUUCGACUCAAAGUUAAGUUAGGACUUAUUGUGUUCCAAAUGUCCAUACUAGCAUACUACUGUACCAUGUAUUAUGGAGCAAUGUAGUGGGCAGAUAGUGUUGUGUACCCAGUGGGCAAAAGCUGGUUGAAAUAAUAAUUACAACUAGUUUAUUAGCAGAACUGGUUGUAAUCUGGUCCUGAUAAAGUCAUUUCUAUCAUGUCUUUCGAGCUGAGUAGUAUUGACAUUGGAAUUCAAGCCUUGGUUGACUGCCUCUCUCUGUGUUGGUAAAAUGGUGGAGAGUGA
This is a messenger RNA of Salvelinus fontinalis (brook trout), 7763 nucleotides long. RefSeq names its product CREB3 regulatory factor-like. The transcript is spliced from 9 exons. The coding region runs from base 1528 to 3195 and encodes 555 amino acids. Gene Ontology annotation, biological process: regulation of transcription by RNA polymerase II; response to unfolded protein. The record is from RefSeq and is a predicted model, not a curated record. Lineage: Eukaryota; Metazoa; Chordata; Actinopteri; Salmoniformes; Salmonidae. Gene Ontology annotation, cellular component: nucleus. Gene Ontology annotation, molecular function: RNA polymerase II transcription regulatory region sequence-specific DNA binding; DNA-binding transcription factor activity, RNA polymerase II-specific.